UUUAUUCUGGCCUGCCACAGUUUCAAGCGAUGAAGCCGACGGGAUUUAGAGAACGCCUUGUAAACAAGCCGGAAAACGACCCCGUGUCACAAGCUACUUCGUCUCAGACGCCGUACCGAAGCUCUCCGCGGACGUCAAAAGGGGCCAAGUCUCAGAGGACAUCUGCAGGGGCGACGUCUCAGGUGACGUCACAGGCUACGCCGUCGACGUCGAGCCGGUGGAAGCCAUCUUCUUGGUGGUCGGCGGUCACUCCGAAAUUGACCGAAACGCGCUUGCAAGGCGAGCCGGACAUCCCCGCCACGGCACCGGACACGUCCGGGACCUGCCUGACAGCGUUCGAUAUGGCCGAGAAGGCUGCCUUCCAGAAGCCGAGUGCGAACGUGAAGGUGUGGAACUGGCACGUAAUUUAGAAGCCGUAGAAACACUACCGCGUGCCUCACGCGGGCAAUACAAUGACACUCAGCUAGUAUAAAGAUUGGGAAACGCGUACAAGGUAUUUUUAUUUG
Dermacentor andersoni is the source of this 506-nucleotide messenger RNA. NCBI's taxonomy places the organism in Eukaryota, Metazoa, Arthropoda, Arachnida, Ixodida, Ixodidae. The record is from RefSeq and is a predicted model, not a curated record.